UGAGUAGGUGGUCGACGUGUCAAUUCAAAUAUAGCAUGAACUGCAUCAACCUGGAAAAAUUAGAUAUCGAUAUGAAGAGCUGAACAAUAGUAGAGGUGCCGGCCAUUGUAUCGGACAACGUUUUGAAGAAGUACUACUAAUAGAAUACGAAUAGCACCUGUCGGAUCGUGUUUCGAUAAAAAGAACGACCAAGCAAAAAUCGAAGAGGCUUCCGUUGCAACAAGAAGAGAUCAAAAUGCCACAGACUCUCGUUUCCGCCUCCGGGAUAGUCAUCCCCUACGCUGGCGCCACGAAGAAGAAGCAGUCCACGCACUUUGCGGAAAAUCCGGAGAGGUUGUACCGGAAAUGUGACUUUGACGACGACCGGUUUGAGAAUCGGGAGCAGAGGCACGACGGCAUGGACAUGCUGCGGAACAAGAAGGGCAAGGUAAGAGACAACGUGAACGUGAACAACGAGGAUUUUCGGCGGAACCACCACAAAAACCCCCACAAGUACUGCUACGAGUGGGACGUUCCGGAUGAAAUUCCGGUCGGGAAGCACGGAAAACUGUCCGGCGUCGCCCCAGUCGUGGGGAAAAUCGGCAGCAAAAACACGACAACUUCUACGAGCAACUACCACGCCGGCGGCGGAGCAGGGGCUCCUGGUGCUGGGGCGAGCAGCGCCGACUCGGGCAAGAUAUUGCAGGAGUACAUGGAAAAAAAGUACUACAAAGCCGGCCGCGGGUCCGCGCCGACGGACGUACCAGCGGGCGUGGACAUGCGCAGGUACCAAUUCCGGGACACGGGCGGGGUUCGGGUCUACCUCCCGACCACGACGGCGGGCGAGGAGGAUUACAAAAACAUGAAAGUUGUGAAGGACACCCCGCUACGCAUCUCAAUUAUAAUGUCUGGGUCCUCUGGAAAGAUUUUUUAUUACAUUUGAAUUUGUGGUGCGCAUUUAAAAAUCUGUCGUGCGUGGACAGCGAAAGGUGCCAAGGCCAACGUCUUGUCAUCGAGCGGGUGGAUUACGUAUUUGUGAUGCGGAUUAGGUACUGUGUAACUAAAUUGUUCUCAAAGCCUGUCGCAAUCAUGCUCCCCGGGCUUGCGUGCUAGACCUUCUGUGUCAUGCAGGAAAAGCAUGGGAAGUAGUUGUGUCUGCAUUCAUCUACUUACUUACAUCUUCCAUGAGACUUUAGACAUAUUUGCAUUUGAUAGCCGGCCGCCGGGCUGAAGGAGUACACGCCGGUCCUGAGCUCGAUGAUGGGAAUCACUGCGGAAAACGCGAACCACUACUGUAAUAAAUACGACGCACUUUGAUCUGGAAUUUUGCUCUGUGUGUGUGUAGUCGUGCGUAAUAGAAGAAUUUUAGAUAUUCUCAUCUGCUCGGUGUCGUGGUUAUGAUCCGAGCACGAGGAGGGCCUGUUGCACGCAACACGACCUCCACAGCAUUGACCAAUGUUUGCUAAAAUACCAACCUCCUCUCAUCAACUUCCCAGAUCGCGGCGGCAACAAGUUUUACAAGGCCAUUUCCAUGAAGUCGGCGCUCAGUAAAGAUCCCCGCACCAGGAGGGAGCUCGACGACUUUGCGAAGGCAGCGAAAAUCAUUCGCGGGGAGAACGUGACUAGCAAUAACAACGCGGGUGGUCCGCGUGGUGGAGACCGAGAUGGACGAGAUCCUGCUACGCCAGAAGUAAAUAAGACACCGAAAACGUACGGCCAUCCCAGCUGCAAUCCGGUGGAAACCACCAGGCCGUUGGAUUUACGCUAUGAGCCACCGGACUUAGUGCCAGAUGACCCGGAACGAUACCAGAGGCAGCACGAGGUAUUGAAACUAUUUUUUUUGCUUGCGAUUAUAUAUACUUUUCCUCUACUUUUUUUCCUUUGCCAUCUCAUCGAGGGGUCGCUUGCACUACUAAUCAUUACGUGACUGAGUUAGAAGUUCUUGCGAGCAAGAUCUAUCAACGCCGCUAGUACAAUCUCUGAUCGUGAUCGAACGACAAAGAUUCACUCUGGGGACGAGAAAUAUCAAAUCUAUCUGGUCUAAUAUCAGGCCACCCUCGCUCACGAGAAGUGGCGAUUACGCAAGUUUGGCGGCGAGGAACUGGGUUCGCCGAUUUCGAACAAUCCCGACCACAUCGAUAAGCGGCACAAGUGGGAAGUGAAACACGGGAAGAAGAACGCGCACAGUCAUUUUGAGGAAGUGCGGUUUUUCCAGCCGGAGAUUGCCGGCUACCGUGACCGGAUAUGAAAGCCUCAGAAUGGAAAUCCUCAAAGUGGAAAUAAUUUGUGAUGCAUGAAAUGCAAGGCAAAAAAGACUGUAUUGCGGAGGACACUAUGGAGACCGACUAUUGUCCUGCUAGAGGUGAAGAAUUGGAGUGCUGCUUAGCACGAGAGAAGGGCACCCCUUUGCCUUAACCUGCAUGACAGACAUGCUUUAAGGGCCCAGGAAAUUUGUCUUGCGCCGACUACAAAUGGCGCUUCAACUGGAGUCGUUUUUUUGCAUUACAAAUUAUUUCCACUUUGAGGAUUUCCAACCUGAGGCUGUCAUACCGGAAGAGGGAGAAGAUGGGCUACACCUACGGCCGGGGGGACCACGAGCCGGAACGGGACAGCGGCAGGCGCGCACGGACCACGAAAAGCGAACGGGACGCAGAUGACCCACAUUUGAACGAGCGGAUGCUGCACCACGACCACAUGAGCGAGGUGAAAAGAGACUCCCUGUUCCGCCAAAAGGAGAACAUGCGGAUGAGUAUUUUUGAACACGACGCUUUUAAUGUGAAUGUCGGACAUUGUUCAGGAUAUUAUAUGUCUAUGGCGCUCCUCCUCCUUCUGUUUCUGAUACUGAAAGCUCGUCAUUAGGAAAAUACAGUCUACGCAGUUUCUGCAUGAGAAAGUUUUUAAAUACGUAAUACAACUUUCAGACCGGCAACUCGUCGACGGGGGCUACGCGGACGAGACCAGGCAGUCGGUAUGUCAUGUGGAAGCAUUUUUAUUUUACCGUACAAGAAGUAUUGCUAUUAACCACGACACGGACCAUGCAUCACAAGCUUUUUCCUCUAGCUGCUUCCGCAUGUUGACAACCGCGUCCUUCUCGUUGUCAUUUUAGGGCUACUUGUUUGCUAGUACGACGCAUUAUUUAUUGUGAUGCAUUUUGUACAAAUAACAGUAGAUGAUGUCGCGAGGUAGAACAACAACGUGUAGUUUUGUAGGGUAAAAAAUCUGCACAAUCUUGCAUAACCCGAUGACGAGUCGAACGACCCGUACUUCUGGAUGGAUCGAAAAGUCCGCAAUCCGCACGGGACCACCAUGCGACCAGAGUGGCUGAAGGACAAGGAGCACCGCCCCCUACUUACCUCCACCACGGCGCCGGAAAAGCACGGACUCCGCGAAGACCGGCGGUCAAAUCUCGUGGGCCGCGGGCUGCAAAACGAGAUCGGGGUCUACAACCAAGUGCAUGCGGAUUCGGUGCCAGAGCCACGACGACCUGUGGGCGGAGGAGGUGAAGACGACGAUCAUUUUGAAGAAGAUGACGAUAGUGCUGCUCUUGCCGGAACAAGCACAAGUGUAAAGAAAAAGUCCACCUCUCACCAACAUCAAACGCAUUUCAGCCGCAACGGGCCGUUUAUGGAAGCGUCAGGUUUGAAAUCGUCAAAGUUGAAAUAAUUUGUAAUGCAUAAAAUGCGACACAUUGCAGAGGACCCACGGGAGGCAGAUUAUAGUCCUGGCAAGGGUCAAAAGUUGGACUGCUAACUAGCAUGACAGAAGGCAGCUAUUUUGCCCUAAACCGCAUGACAGACUCGCUUCCAGGACCGGGAAAAUUUGUCAUGCACCGACUACAAACUGUAAGUCUAACUGGUAUCCGUUUUAUGCAUUACAAAUUAUUUCAACUUUGACGAUUUCAAACCUGACGCUUCCAUACCGUUCACCUCUGCGCAGAAGGAGCGGAUCAGUUUGCACCGCGGCACAAACCACGAGAUAGUGCAUAUGGAAGCGUCACCAGGAUUGAAAUCGUCAAAGUUGCAAUAGUUUGUGAUGCAUAAAAUGCUAGACGCAAAGUGCCUGUCUUGCAGAGCAGGCAACUGAGCCCGACUGUAAGCCUGUUUGGGGUGUGAAAUAGAGCUGCUAAAAUGGCAUGACAAAAGCAGUCUUCUCUGCUCAAACAGCAUGACAAAUUGGAUUUCCAUGCUGCCAAAAUUUGUCAUGCGCCACUUGCAAAUUGGGCUCCAGCUGGUAUCGCUUUUUUGCAUUACAGAUUAUUUUAACUUUGACGAUUUCGAUUCUGUUUCUGGCACUUCCAUAGUGCAGGACAAGAGCGAAUCGAGUCAGGUCUCCUCCAGUUCCGCAAUUCUGAGCUCGACCGAAAGCGAGCAGAAAUACGGUCCCGAGCAGUCGGCAACGGAGGGGAGCAGUAGUUCGGAACAGAUGGACAACGAGCGUGCAGCUGGUGACCGACAAAAUAAUUUCCAGUUUUACCCGGGGGAAAGACAAAGAGGGAGAGUGGCACGUGCUAGUGGAGGUGGACAUCUCGCUAGAAGACAACUGCCGGACGCCCCGAGUAGUAGACCGCGAAGUUAUGAUGACGAGGGACUACAUGAAAAGGAAAAACAACAUCACCUCCUCCGACCGCGGGAAGUGGCUUUCCAUGAGACUGCGAGCACGAUUUCAGAGCAAACGCCAACAUCGAGCUCUUCGAAUGUGAGUGUUCGGAAGAAGCCGUUUGGAAGCGGUGCUGAAGAGCCAGAACGAACCACAAAGUCCGAGCACCCGAACGAGCAAGUUCCACGCACACAUGAUAGGAGGAGUCGCAACAAUGAACAAGAGCAGCAAGACACCAUUUCCGAUACCGCGAGCGUUUCUAGCAGUAAAACGAGCAGCUCCACGCGGUCCUUUUACCAGCAGGCCGAAGACCGGAUCAAGCAGCGGGAUAUUAGAACCAGUUCCAGUACAAUUUCUGAAUUCUCGGAAGACAGUGUGUUCAACCGUCCCACGGAGGGGAUCCUGCGCUCGAAAACGGAGGCAAACACGAAGAAGACGCGGUACACACAGGUGAGAAAACAGCAGAACUUGCAGUCGUCGAACAAUUUCAUUGACUGUUUGUACCCCCGCUGCAACGACCCAGCGUCCACUUCCGAGAAUGGAAGAACGGCAGACUCCGAUCGAAUCGUCAAAAGACCCCUGGGGAGCAAGGAAAUUGGGGCCAGGUAAUUAGAAUCCACUUCUGUACUUCAUUGUUUUUUAUGAAGCUGCUACAUCAGUUUCAGUACUGGAACCGGUGUAAAAAGUGUUCUUGAAUGACAAACACAUAUCACAGGCUGUUAGAACGACAUCGCACUGUAUCACCACUCUGUGACCACGCACUGUAUCACCAUGCCUGCGAAAGCGAAAUUAAAAGUAGGAUAGCGCCUCAAUAAGAUUUUCAUUGAAGUGAGAUCAAACCGAUAAAAGAAAUAAAACGAAAACUCCAGACGCCCCGCUCCGAAAUUCACGACGACGGUUCCGCACAAUGGUCGCGACGCAACCUACCAGCAUGCUGCCGCUGCGGCGCUCCGAGCCAACAGCGAGAACAAGCAGCUGUAUAAGAUUUUGAAGGCCAAGACGAACACGAACAAGGCCGCAGUCUAUGGUGUGUGCGGCGCGCCGGCUUUUACGGGGGGGAGUACCAGUGCCAGUCAGGGCGGAACCUAUCACACUGACAAUGAUUUUCUUGUCGACAUCAGCUGAGCCCAGCCCCAGUAUUAAGUAAGAUAAGAAACUUGAAGAUCUUCAGCUCGGAGAGCUUGCAUGGAUCAUGUAGCGCUUCGAUACUAGAAGCCCUUUUUUUGCCGUCAUGUCGCUCAACACUGUGAUUCGGAUUACUACUAGACGACCUCACAAAGAUCAUGUGAAAGUGAAAUCCAAGCUGCAACUGCUAUGACAUGAAGUCACAGCAGCACAAGUAGCAUGAAGAUGCAAGAACAUGCUUGGGCUUGCGGCGCCGUAUCGACGAGAUAGAGAUGAUACUUACUUAACGCAGGUGAUGCUGAUGUAGGGAAAAAUUCUCAUUUUGUCAAUUGAUAAAAGCUCUUUGUCCUCCAGUAAGGCGACCUCCUACCCAAUCUGGACGACGAAGUGAGCUACGCUUUCAAGAGGGAGGCGGAGACGAUGUGAUCGAUGACCUGCAGCCUCUCUCUGAUAUGUAAUGAAGCGAACGAGACCACACACACACUGCCACUUAUGACUGUUGGGGCGACAGCGAAGUGACGGUCAUUUUGCAAAAGUAGCAAGAAGUCGCCUUCAGUGACAUGUUCAAGAAUUUUAUAACAACAGCCAUGUCUUCGCGCUUGAUGUAUAUAGUUGGAAAAGAAGACAGCCCCUAGACGUAUUUCUAAUGCCUGCUGGUACUCAAUAAAGGCAGCUGAUCCCGUUCCAGCAGAUAAACUAUGAGAAUGCAGCGGGAUAAAUAGAGCACAGCGACAGGAGCCCAAAAAUGAUUUACCAAGAACGAAUGAAAUGAAUUUUACAGCAGCAGCAGCAGCAGCAGCAGCUAGAAGCUAAAACAGCUGCAGCUUCCAAUAUUUGUAACUCGGAUAGAAGAACUAUGUUCCUAGAAAUUAGCGCUAUGUAUCAUCUUUCCACUGUGCUAGAGCUCAGAUCUCGAAUAAUGUGAACAGUCCUCGUGUAGCAAAUGAAAAAAAAAUACACCAAAAAUUCACCGAAAGGAAGACGAAGAUGUAACGAAGUGACGAUGGAAAACAAAAGUGGAAGUUAGGGUAGUUGCACGCAAUACUACUCCGGUUUCCAACUUGCUUAUGCAUUUCUGGACUGAAAAUUCACUUCUUGUGAGGAUAAGUAGGUCGACGCG
Amoebophrya sp. A120 is the source of this 6820-nucleotide messenger RNA. The record is from the annotation of a GenBank genome assembly. NCBI's taxonomy places the organism in Eukaryota, Dinophyceae, Syndiniales, Amoebophryaceae.